AUGAUGAAUCGGGAAAAAGGGUGGGGAAAGCUGCAGUACAUGGGAGGCUUGGGUUAUCAAGAUUCAGUUAUAGUGACCAUGAAAGGACUGGAGUUACGUCUGGUGAAAAUUCUAACUGUAUUCACAAGUAUUGACUUAUCGAGCAACCAUUUUGUUGAGGAGCUUCCAAUGGAUGUUGGAAGCCUGAAGUCACUCAAAGGGCUAAACUUUUCUCACAACAAUUUAACAGGCUAUAUCCCUCCAUCUCCUGGAAACUUGACUGAUCUCGAAUGGCUAGACCUCUCUUCAAACAAGUUCACCGGAAGGAUUCCUCGAGAACUAGCGGAUUUGACAUCUCUUGCAUUCUUGAACCUCUCGGAGAAUCGGCUCACCGGCCAUAUUCCCCGGGGACCGCAAUUCAACACAUUCAAGAAUGACUUGUUCGCCGAGAAUUCUGGAUUAUGCGGAUUUCCAUUGCCAAAGACAUGCAAGAACAGUUCACGGGAAACUCCACCAGAAACCAUCCUGCAGGAGAAUGAUACAGAGCAUGGAGGCUGGUUUGAGUGGAGAACCAUAUUGAUGGGUUAUGGGUGUGGAACUGUAGCUGGAAUCUCUCUAGGAUACAUCAUUAUCGAUUCCAAGAAACUUGAACGGCUUGCGAGAUCGUUUGACAGGAAAGGAGCUAAAAUGAGAAGGAAGUCGAGGAGGAAUGCUCGGAGAUCUUACCAAAGAUGAGAGUCUCAACUGUUUGUUCUUUGCAUUGUGAGAUGAAGAAU
Messenger RNA from Rhodamnia argentea, 755 nucleotides. Its product is annotated as receptor-like protein 9DC3. Lineage: Eukaryota; Viridiplantae; Streptophyta; Magnoliopsida; Myrtales; Myrtaceae. The coding region runs from base 1 to 714 and encodes 237 amino acids. Gene Ontology annotation, molecular function: protein binding. The transcript has a single exon. The record is from RefSeq and is a predicted model, not a curated record.